UUUGAUCAACAAUAUUUCAUAUAUUUUAAGAAUGAAUAUUGUGUAAUUGCAUUGAAUUGGUUGUCAUUGCAGCAUAUUGAAUGUAGUUCUUUUUAAUCGAUUAUACACCAUCUUUCUAAGGAAUUUUGUGAUUUUAUUCUAUAUGCCAUAAAUUUAAAAUGAAAGAUGGCGAAACAAGCGUGGUUAAUAAGCAAGUGAAAGAAAAUUCUAUUGACGUUCUGUGUUACAAUAUAGCUAUGUCUAAUUUUUAUUCAAAAGUUCUACCCAAACAUCAAAAAAGAUUGCCAGAUAUGUCUUUCCCCCAAACAAAUACGUGGAUGAAUGCUGAAAGUUUAUAUAAUGGGCCUUUGUUAUCAAUAUCCACAUCUCAAGUGUCUCAAAAGGAAAGUGACACUGUGACACAACCUUGCACUGCCCCGUCUAGUCCACUAACAUCGCCUGGUGUUCGAAACAACACUGUGUUCACAUUACCAUCACCUGGUACGGAAGAUCCAAAUUGGCAAGCAUCAAAAUCUACAGUGCGUGAACGCAAUGCUGCAAUGUUCAACAAUGAACUUAUUUCUGACAUCACAUUCCUUGUUGGAACUCCAGAACAUAAUAGAAGAAUUCCAGCACAUAAAUAUGUACUAGCAACAGGAAGCUCUGUAUUUUAUGCAAUGUUUUAUGGUGGCUUAGCUGAACAUCAAGCAGAAAUUGAAGUUCCAGAUGUGGAACCUGUAGCAUUUUUAACUUUACUAAGAUAUUUAUAUUGUGAUGAAAUUCAGUUAGAAGCUGAUACUGUACUCUCAACUUUAUAUGUUGCAAAGAAAUACAUAGUUCCACAUUUGGCAAAGGCUUGUGUAAGCUAUUUAGAAACAAGUUUAACUGCUAAAAAUGCGUGUUUAUUACUGAGUCAAUCUCGACUAUUUGAAGAACCUGAUCUCAUGGAAAGAUGCUGGGAAGUUAUAGAUGCCCAGGCAGAAGAAGCUUUAAAAUCUGAUGGAUUUGUUGAUAUUGAUAGUUCUACAUUAGAAUCUGUGUUAUCUAGAGAGACUUUAAAUUGUAAGGAAAUGAAUUUAUUUGAAGCGGCAUUGAAUUGGGCGAAAGCUGAAUGCUUGAGAAGAGAUCUGGAACCUUCUCCUCAGAAUAAACGUUCUAUGCUGGGACAGAACUUAUAUCUAAUUAGGCUUCCUACUGUAACAUUAGAUGAAUUUGCUAAUAGGGCAGCACAAUAUGGUGUACUCACACCUCAAGAAACUAUCGAUCUUUUCUUAUAUUUUACAGCUACGAUAAAACCUACUCUUCACUAUCCAGUUAAACCGAGAACUGGGUUAGAACCUCAAUUUUGUCAUCGAUUUCAAUCUUGUGCUUAUAGAAGCAACCAAUGGCGUUAUCGUGGUAGAUGCGAUUCAAUACAAUUUUCUGUUGACAAAAGAAUUUUUGUAGUUGGUUUUGGAUUAUAUGGAUCAUCAAACGGAGCAGCGGAAUAUAAUGUGAAAAUUGAAUUGAAGCGUCUAGGUAGAGUAUUAUCAGAAAAUGAUACAUCAUUUUACUCUGACGGCUCUAGUAAUACAUUUCAAGUGUAUUUUGAAAAUCCUAUACAAAUUGAUCCUGAAUGCUACUAUACUGCAUCUGCUAUUUUAGAAGGUAGUGAAUUAAGUUAUUUUGGACAGGAAGGUCUAUCUGAAGUAAGUACGAAAUCAGUGACUUUUCAGUUUCAAUGCUCUUCAGAAAGUACAAAUGGAACAGGUGUUCAAGGGGGUCAAAUUCCUGAAUUAAUAUAUUAUGGACCAUCAUUGAGUUUGAGUGAAAUUGAUUAGGUAUAUUUAUUUUUUAAACUAUACUAAGACUAAUCGAUUUUGUCUCAAAUUUUAUAAUUUGUAUUCAAGUAUUAAUUAUGUAUGUUAUAUUUUGUUGGAAAAGAUGCAACAUUCAGGUAGCAUUUAUUAUUAUUAUGUGAUAUUUGUUGAUAUUUAUUACAAGUAGUAUA
Molecule: messenger RNA, 1969 nt
Organism: Ctenocephalides felis (cat flea)
Lineage: Eukaryota; Metazoa; Arthropoda; Insecta; Siphonaptera; Pulicidae
Product: BTB/POZ domain-containing protein 6-B-like
Exons: 5
Coding region: 159-1799 (546 amino acids)
Biological process (GO): neurogenesis
Cellular component (GO): cytosol
Molecular function (GO): protein binding
Source: RefSeq, a predicted model, not a curated record